GGUUGAUAAAAAUGAUAAUCGUCUAUACACAAAUUACGCUUAUCAAUUCGACAUCUGUUUAGUUAAACGGUAAAACGACGUGAAAAUAUGAACACGGAAUCGGAAACCACAGUUGUAGCGCUAGUCACUGAAACGAUAAACACUUUGACUCGAAGUACUGACUUCGACGAGAUUCUCCCUGUUGUGCAGAAAGUGUCUGCACUUUUGCCGAAACAGGGGAGGAUUAAGUCCACUUCGGAUAGUGUUAUAUCCGACAGCGAUCGAGUCGAGUUCAGUACGAACAUCUAUGCCAGGUUCGCCGAGUUCCUUCUGGAGCACAUCGGCUCGAACGUUGACGUCGAAGAUGAUAAAGUUCGAGAACUGUACAACGAGUUGUUGGAUGGCUUCUUCAUGCAUGCGAGCUCCCACGAUGCAUUCCUAGUGCUCUGUGGAUUCAUCGAGAAGACCAGCGGUCCGAGUCGGAAGCUGGACUUUGCCGUUAGUCUGCUGGAAUCGUUUCUCAAGCAGCACAAGCUUGCCGACAUCCUGUGGGAGCCGUGCGGUGGCAAAGUCGUCGAGGAGAUGGAGGCAACGUGGAAUGAUGAGCUGAUCACUGUUAUCAUUACACUGCCCAACAGACUCGCCAACAAGCUCAGGAUGAAAAAUAGGGAUGUAUUUCUUCCGUCGCCCUACUUCAAGCUGCUGGGUGUCGACAUGUGGUCUGUGAUUGAGAGAUUGACCGAGUGCGCGCGCAGACAGGAGGAUUGUUGUCUGAAUUUCCUCAGCAAACUGUUAGGUCGACUCUGUCUCUCUGGAAAUGGAGAUCGCGUGAUGAAGCUGCUAGUGCGCGGUUUCGAGGCCGGAUGCCGGACCUGCUUCGUGUGCCGGCGAGUCAGCCACACGCUGUUUGCGCGCGUCCCGGAGAGAUGCAUGGAGAGCGUGAUGACACCCCUAGUCACCUACCUCAGCUGGUACGGCACGACAUCUUGGUUGCUAGGAGACCUGGUGCUGACGAACGGCAAGCUGCGCUACAUCUUCAGCAGCAAGUUCCUACUGCUCAAGGUUUUCGAUCAGGACGCGAUCCUGAGGAAUGUCGUCGGUUACCUGGCUGCUGAUGUCAGGUGGAGGGAGGUGUUUCUCAAGCCAGAGUGGAUGGUUGCAAGUGCUCACGGCGGUGCAGACACCAUUCUGGAGGAGGCCCCUACCGGGCGUCUGCAGCGUCAGCGGCAUGAUCGUCUGCUGAGACUUCAGUGCCGCACGACUAAACUUCAGCGGACAAAGAGCUCAAGUUUGAGGUGA
Molecule: messenger RNA, 1278 nt
Organism: Priapulus caudatus
Lineage: Eukaryota; Metazoa; Priapulida; Priapulimorpha; Priapulimorphida; Priapulidae
Product: telomere length regulation protein TEL2 homolog
Exons: 6
Coding region: 88-1278 (396 amino acids)
Biological process (GO): protein stabilization; telomere maintenance via telomerase
Cellular component (GO): cytosol
Molecular function (GO): telomeric repeat DNA binding; Hsp90 protein binding
Source: RefSeq, a predicted model, not a curated record